AACUAUUUCAUUUCCGUUGUAUGUUUUCGUCCGAGCCGCUGUAUCCCACGAGAGAUUGAAAUAAAAUAGUAACAUUUCAACGCACCUUUUCAACCGAAAACGAGAGGUCAGAGGCGGCACUUAGUGCAAAUAUGUCGCACACAAUUCUGCUUGUCCAGCCAACCAAAAGACCAGAGGGCCGCACAUAUGCAGAUUAUGAGUCUGUAAAUGAGUGUAUGGAAGGUGUAUGCAAGAUGUAUGAGGAACAUCUUAAGAGAAUGAAUCCAAACAGUCCCUCCAUCACUUAUGACAUCAGUCAGUUGUUUGAUUUUAUUGAUGAUUUGGCAGACCUGAGCUGUCUUGUGUACAGGGCUGACACUCAGACCUACCAACCGUAUAACAAAGACUGGAUCAAGGAAAAGAUCUAUGUCCUACUGCGGCGUCAAGCCCAACAGGCUGGGAAGUGAGAGCAUGAGGGAAUAAUUUACCCUGCAUUCAUUAAAACUUAAAACAACUUAACUGUAAAUUUCCUAAAUACUUUUUAGAUCUGUGUAUAGGGAAAACAAUGCCAGAUUGGUCAGGGGAUUUUUGAUAAUCAGCACAACUGGGAAGGGUUUGAUAUAUGGGGUCAAAUGAGAGAUUCCGGGGUUUCUGCAGCAAAAGAGGGAGUUACCUACAUUAGGCCAUGUUAAAUCACAUAUGAAAAAAUGUACCUGUUUUUUUUUCUUUCUUUCUCUCUUUUUUUUUUUUUUGCUUUUUUGUACCAGUUAGUAACUGUCAUUAUUGGGGAAGGGUUCACUCAAGUUAGUGCUCUAAUGUGCUCCAAUAUUCCUUUUUCAGACCAGUUUUUUUUUUUUUCAAAAAAGCUGAUAUCUAUAUCAACUUUUUUCCUGGUACUUCACAUGUUUCUUGCUGAUGGUUGUUGUUGUAUUAAGAUGACUACAUAGCAUGAAACCGAUUUGUGAUUUAUUGAUAAAAAAAUAUGGUUGACAUCCUGUGUUCCUCUGAAACUAUCCAUCCAUUAUCCAGACCACUUAUCCUAUGCAGGGUCGCGGAGAUGCUGGAGCCUAUCCCAGCAGUCAUUGCGCAGCAGGUGGGGAGACACCUUGGACAGGCCGCCAGUAAAUUUAAUUUUAGAAAGUGUUCCAUUCUGGCAAAAAAGGCAGAUGUACUACCUUCCUAAAACAGGUUCUUCAUGCUUAGCUUACAGUUACUUCCCAUUUUGCUGCUUUCUAUCCCUUUCCUGUAAAAAAAUUGCCUACAAAUAGAAAAAAAUGGAUUAGUGAAACAUGGCCUUGUCUGAUUUCUUGCAUACUAUCUUGAAAUUGGGAAUAAUUGCUGCAAAGAUAACAUCAACUAAUUGGUAGAGGGUGACAUCUUGCUGGAAGGGAAGACAUACUCCACGGGAUGCAUAAAACAGGGAUAUAUUGUUAGUCAUAUCCUAGGGUUUUUAAUGGUUUUUCAUUUCAUUUAAGAUUGUGGGUAAUUUUUUUUCCUUGCAAUAUAGAUGAGUUUUUUAUGCUUUUUUAUGCUUGGGCGGCACUGUGGUGCAGUGGUUAGUGUGGUCGCCUCACAGCAACAAGGUUCUGGGUUUGAGCCCCAGGGUAGUCCAACCUUGGGGGGUCGUCCCGGGUCAUCUUCUGUGUGGAGUUUACAUGUUCUCGCCGUGUCUUGUGUGGGUUUCCUCCCACAGUCCAGACAUGUAGGUCAGGUGAAUCGGCCAUACUAAAUUGCCCCUACGUGUGUGGUUGUUGGCCGUGUGAUGGCCUGGCGGCCUGUCCAGGGUGUCUCCCCACCUGCUGCCCUAUGACUGCUGAGAUAGGUUCCAGCAUCCCCGCGACCCUGCAUAGGAUAAGUGGUCUGGAUAAUGGAUCGUUUUUUUAUCGUUUUUAUUCUUCAACUGACUGCCCGACAUUGGAUUUGAUAGUUGUCCCUGCUUUCUCUGUUAGUGUGUUAUGUUUCAUUGAUUUGAAAUGAAUAAAAUAUUGUUU
This is a messenger RNA of Lampris incognitus (smalleye Pacific opah), 1970 nucleotides long. Its product is annotated as enhancer of rudimentary homolog. The coding region runs from base 132 to 446 and encodes 104 amino acids. The record is from RefSeq and is a predicted model, not a curated record. The transcript has 4 exons. NCBI's taxonomy places the organism in Eukaryota, Metazoa, Chordata, Actinopteri, Lampriformes, Lampridae.